GUUAAGUAUAUAAACUAGAUGAACUACAAGAUGAACUACAAGUCCCAGGAGCACUGACCCGUGUCCUCCAUGACCCCGCUGGACCGAGCAGAGCUCUGCGGGCUCAGAGUGCAGCAGCUCCGGCAGAAGAGAGUCCAGUCUGCCGCAGGAUGCGUUACUGCAGCACGCGAGCGGGCGUUCAGGGCCGCAGCUUCAGAGAUGUGCUGUUCUCUGGAUACGCUGCAGACGGAGGCAUGUUCAUGCCAGAGACCGUCCCAUCGCUGUCGGCUGAAACGCUGCGCUCCUGGAGCCGUCUGUCCUACCAGCAGCUGCUGUGUGAGAUCUGCAGCCUCUACAUCUCCGAGCUCGAGAUACCACGACAUGAUCUGGAGCGGCUCAUUAAACAAGCGCUGUCUAGCUUCUCCAUUCCUGAAGCUGUGAGACUGGUUCAGCUGAAGGACUCGCUGUCCAUCCUGGAGCUGUUUCAUGGAGAAACGCUGGCCUUUAAGGAUCUGGCCAUGUCCUGCACCGCUCAGUUCCUGCAGUACUUUCUGCACAAAGACGGCAAACGGGCUACAAUACUAGUAGGAACGUCGGGCGACACGGGCGGCUCGGCCAUCAGAAGUGUGUUGGGUGUCAGUGAGGUGGACAUAGUGGUGGUGUUUCCCCGCGGACGCGUCACCCGAGUACAGGAACGACAGAUGACCACCAGCACAGCAGACAACAUCCAUGUGUUUGCAGCUGACGGGACAUCUGACGACAUUGACGUUCCUCUGAGGAAGCUCUUUGCGGAUCCAGAUCUGGUGCGGCGUCACGAUCUCAUGAGUCUGAACUCGGUGAACUGGUCCAGGAUCCUGGUGCAGCUGGCUCAUUUCUUGUUUGCAUACCUGCAUCUGAGCGCUCCGCGGGCCGGAGGAGACGAGCCGGAGGAGCUGGAGGUGCUGGUGCCUACAGGAGGAGCGGGGAACAUCACAGCUGGAUGCAUCAUGAAGCGGAUGGGAAUCCCUCUGCGUCUCGUGGCUGUGGUCAACUCCAACGACACGGUCCACCGCGCGCUCCAGACCGGAGAUUUCUCCAUGUGCGGCUCCGUCAAGCAAACGCUCGCUCCUGCCAUCGACAUCCAGGACCCGUAUAACAUGGAGCGUGUGUUCUGGCUGCUGUCCGGUCGAGACGGAGCGCUGGUGAAGAGACUGAUGGAGGAGUUUCAGAGGACACACAAACUCACUCUUCCUGCGUCACUCCAUCAGCAGUUGUGUGAGGUGUUAUCGUCCGGCUCGGUGUCUGAUGACGGGAUCCUGGAGGCCAUGAGGAGAUGCUGGCAGGACAAUCACUAUCUCAUCUGUCCUCAUACUGCUGUAGGAGUGUGGCAGCACUAUCACACAGCCAUCAGACCCGGAGAGAACAGAUGCUGCAUAGCGACCGCAUCGCCGGCCAAGUUUCAGGAGGCCGUGCAGAAGGCCGGUUUGACCCUUGACCUCCCUGAAGCGUUGCAGGCGUUAGACAGGCUGGAGACGCGCUAUGAUGUUCUGGAGCGAUCGGAUGACUGGGAGUCCAAACUGAGACAGCGCAUCGAGUCCAUCAGCUCAAUGAGACGACGCAGAGCAUCACAGACCAGAGACUGACAUGAAGAUGAUUUCAAGAGCGUUUAAAAUGCUCGAGUAUCAGAUUUGCUUGAGAGACUCACAGUUUUUUAAUCAUGAAUGACAUGCACCUGGCUUUUCUUCCUAAGACUGUGAUCAUGAUCAUCUAGUGGAAUGAUUUUAUAGAAUAUAUACAUUUUGUGAACGAGUUGUUCUCUGACAAAAAACUGACAUUUAAAUGAAUAUAUAAUACACACGUCAUUAAAUGACUCUUCGGUUGUGUUGUGUCGACAAAUUAAUAUUUUGUACAUUUUGGAUGGAUUCCCCAAACCACUUCCAACUCCUCGUCUCUGUAGAAUCACAAGGGCUAAAUGAUAUUUUGUCUUUAACUUUGGGGCACUGUUCAUUUUGUUCCUACAAUAACCAUGGAACUUAAUUAUUGAAUGUAAAAAUGAGGAGUUCAGAUGCAGAAGCCUCUAAUUGCCAUUUGAAAUGUUCUUCUAAA
Messenger RNA from Onychostoma macrolepis, 2064 nucleotides. RefSeq names its product threonine synthase-like 2 (gene thnsl2). The record is from RefSeq and is a predicted model, not a curated record. Gene Ontology annotation, molecular function: pyridoxal phosphate binding. Bases 150 to 1601 code for a protein of 483 amino acids. NCBI's taxonomy places the organism in Eukaryota, Metazoa, Chordata, Actinopteri, Cypriniformes, Cyprinidae. Gene Ontology annotation, biological process: 2-oxobutyrate biosynthetic process; dephosphorylation. The transcript is spliced from 9 exons.